Molecule: messenger RNA, 1617 nt
Organism: Camellia sinensis
Lineage: Eukaryota; Viridiplantae; Streptophyta; Magnoliopsida; Ericales; Theaceae
Source: RefSeq, a predicted model, not a curated record
GAUCACUGUUUUUCCAUGUAUACAACCUCUCAUUUUGCUCUUGCAUUCGCAAAGCGUGAAUCGUAACCUUUCACCGACACACGCCCUAGAAGAGGAAGAAGAAGAAGAGCACCACCUACAAAAAUGGAAAACUGUGGUAAUCCUCAGGACAUGAUGGUGCCACCAGUUGAAGGUGUUGCCGGAGGAGGGACUGCAUACGGAUGGGAUGACACUGGCUUACAUAAUUCUAGUCCACUAAGGGGAACAAUUGAUCCGGCAAAAGUUCCAUCUGCAAAUUUAGUGCACGUUUGGUGUAUGCCAAACACAGCAAAUGUUGGGCCGCAAGACAUGCCUAGAACGUUAGAACCUAUAUCACUUCUGGCGGCGCGAAACGAGAGGGAAAGUAUUCAAAUUGCUAUACGUCCAAAAGUUUCUUGGGGUGGUUCAGCUAUUGCCGGGGUUGUACAGGUUCAGUGCACUGACCUAUGCUCCACUACUGGUGAUAGGUUGGUUGUUGGUCAGUCACUGACAUUGCGGCGUGUGGUCCCCAUCUUAGGUGUUCCAGAUGCGCUUGUUCCCCUUGAUAUGCCAGUCUCGCAUUUAAGUCUAUAUCCAGGAGAAACAACUUCUAUUUGGGUUUCCAUAGAUGUCCCUAGUGCACAGCCCCCGGGUCAAUAUGAAGGAGAGUUCAUCAUUGCUGCUACAAAGGCAGAUGCAGAAUCUACAGCUCAAUGCCUGGGCAAAGUUGAGAAGCUUCAGCUGUAUAGAGAACUAAGAAAUUGUCUGGAGAUUGUGGAGCCUAUUGAUGGAAAGCCGAUGGAUGAAGUGGUAGAAAGAGUGAAAACUGCAACUACAUCUUUAAGAAGAGUUCUUCUAUCGCCAUCAUUUUCUGAUUUCUUUUCAGAUAAUGGACCAGUCGAUAUGAUGGAUGAGGAUGCUAUUUCGAACCUUUCAAUACGCUUGAAGCUAAGUUUGACAGUUUGGGAUUUUGUUCUCCCAGUAACACCUUCACUUCCUGCUGUUAUCGGUAUAUCUGAUACCGUAAUUGAAGAUCGUUUUGGGGUUGAACAUGGGAGUAAGGAGUGGUAUGAAGCAUUAGAUCAACAUUUUAAGUGGCUGCUUCAAUAUAAGAUCAGCCCAUAUUUUUGCAGAUGGGGUGACAGCAUGCGUGUUUUGACAUAUACCUCUCCAUGGCCAGCUGAUCAUCCAAAAUCAGAUGAAUAUCUUUCAGACCCACGACUUGCUGCAUAUGCUGUACCAUAUUGUCGAGUAGUCUCUUGUGGUGAUACGGCAAAAGACUACUUGCAAAGGGAAGUUGAGAUCUUAAGAACAAAGAGUCAUUGGAAAAAAGCUUAUUUCUAUCUUUGGGAUGAGCCACUGAAUGUGGAACAGUAUGAUUCCAUUCGUAACAUGGCUAGUGAAAUCCAUGCCUAUGCUCCUGAUGCUCGUGUUCUUACCACCUACUACUGUGGUCCAAGUGAUGCACCCCUUGCAUCUAAUAAUUUUGAGGCAUUUUUGAAAGUUCCGGAGUUCCUAAGGCCUCAUACUCAAAUAUAUUGCACAAGUGAAUGGGUGCUUGGUAACCGAGAGGAUCUGGCAAAGGAUAUUAUUGCUGAACUUCAACCAGAAAAUUGCGAG